Molecule: messenger RNA, 1221 nt
Organism: Ustilago hordei
Lineage: Eukaryota; Fungi; Basidiomycota; Ustilaginomycetes; Ustilaginales; Ustilaginaceae
Exons: 1
Coding region: 1-1221 (406 amino acids)
Cellular component (GO): lysosome
Molecular function (GO): palmitoyl hydrolase activity; thiolester hydrolase activity
Source: RefSeq, a predicted model, not a curated record
AUGCGUCUUUGCAUAGCCGGCCUCAUCGGCACCCUUGCAGCUUCAGUGGCACUCUUGUCCAGCUCAGCGCAAGCCGUACCCUUCUCACUGCUACCGAAACCGCACCCGCUUGUCAUAUGGCAUGGCCUUGGCGACAGCGCUCAUUCUGAGGGCAUCGAGACCUUCAUGUCACAGCUCAAGGAAGCUUUCCCUGGCCUUUAUAUUCACUCCGUGACGCAGGAUGCCACCAGUGAUUCGGAAGAUCGCAGACAGGGCUUCUUCGGUCACAUCAAUGAUCAGGUGCAGAAUGCAUGCGAGCAGCUAGCCGCUAUCGACGAGCUGCGUGACGGCUUCGACGCCAUUGGCUUCUCGCAAGGCGGACAAUUCCUCCGCGCUUACGUUCAGCGUUGCAACACUCCCAAAGUCCGCAAUCUUGUCACGUUCGGCAGCCAGCACAUGGGUAUUGCCGACCUUCCAGCGUGUGGCUCCGCCGAUCUACUGUGCCGUGUUGCUGAAACCGCUCUGCGCGGAGGCAUCUACACCGACUACGCUCAAUCACACCUCGUCUUGGCACAAUACUACCGCACCCCCAAGGACCCAAAGGCUUUUGCCUCGUACCUCGAAAAGAACGACUUCAUCAAAGAUAUCAACAAUGAGGGAGAAAAGACCAACGCAACCUAUGCAAAGAAUCUUGCCUCGCUAGAAAACUUUGUCAUGAUCAUGUUCGACAAGGACACCACCGUCGAACCCAAGCAGUCAUCCUGGUUUGCUUCUUAUCCCGUUCGCAACGAGACCGAGACUGCUCAAAAGGGCGAUCCGAACGAGCCCACGCCACUCCGACAGAGUUCUAUCUACCUCGAUGACCGCAUCGGUCUCAUGAAGCUCGACAAGCGCGGUUCGCUCAUCAUGGAGCUCUGCCACGGUAUUCACAUGCAGAUCGAUCCGGCGUGUCAGCUCAAGGUGUUUGGAAAGUACGUUGGCACUCCAUCGACAGGUUUGGACAGCUCGGUUGCACGCUGGAUGGACCACACAUGGCGCUGGGCACUCUACAAUAUCACUGGCCUGCGAGUCGAAGACACAGCUGGCCUGAUUCUUUCACAAACAGUGCUGUUCCUCGGUCUUUUCCUUGCAAUCCGUUGUCUCUUGACCCUCGCAAUGCGCGGUGUCGAGACUGUCUCGCGCAGGCGCAGCGGAGAUGAAGAUGACGUGCAAUCUGGACCUGGUCCCAUUCGCCUGUCAUGA